AUGGAAAACCACAAAAAUAUAAAUAACGAGCUGACUGUCAAACCAUUCUUUGGUCAGUUUCCUGCUCCAGCCACCACAGAAACAACUCAACAAAACGUCAUGUCAGAGGCUAGCACUCGCAGUGAUGACCCAGGAAAUGUCACGAAACCCAUUGGCGACCAUAAUAAAUCAAUGAGGGACUUGAAAAUGACAGAUAUCAACAGCUCGAUGAGUAAUUUGAACUUGGGGAAAAAAACCGCAUCGAUGAUGAGUAUUGAUCAAGAAGGCACUCAUGAAGAUGACCAAGGACUGUCAUCAGAAAACAGACCUGUCAGAAGAAAAUCGACGUUGAUAUUAACGGAGGAUGCCGAAAAUGAACUAAUCCAAGCGAGAAAACUGCACAACUCACAUCCUCAGGAAUCAUCAUCAUCAUCACAAACCAUCGAUAACUCCAACAGUGGUGGUGACGCUGUCAAACCAAAAUUGUUCCCGGUAGAGAUCAAGUGGAUUCAAGGGGGCUCGAAAGUGUACGUCACUGGUUCGUUCACUGGCUGGACCAAGAUGAUCAAAAUGAAGAAAGUCAAUGAAGAUGAUAAGGAAUAUAUUAUUAGAUUGAAUUUGCCAAUUGGCACCCAUAGAUUUCGGUUUGUUGUGGACAAUGAACUUAGAUUUUCCGAUUAUUUGCCUACCGCCACCGAUUCACGGGGGAAUUUUGUCAACUAUAUCGAAAUAUUAUCGGAAGAAGAGCAACCAGUAGAUGAUAAUAAUAAUAACAUUCAACCACCACAAGAAAUUCCUCAGCAGGCGGGAUUGGACGAUGCCAACCUUGCCAAAUUGAAACAAAUCCAAGAAAACCAACAAAUCUUACAAGAAAACUUGACUCCGGAACAACGUGCCAAAUUACAACAGAAAUCCAUGGCCAACAAAGAUUCUCGGUUAGGUUUAACUCAAGAUGACGAUGAUAUGGGUAAUGGGUACACUAGAUUCCACGAAAAAUCCAUGAUUAACAACGCCAAAGCCGCUGCCGCCAAAAGAGACUACACUUACACUUCGACCAUCCCAGCAAUUUUUAUCGACCCACAAGCCAUGGAACGGUAUUAUCUUACCCUUGAUCAACAACAUCGUCAAAGCGGGAAUAAUCAAUGGUUGAUUCCUCCAGCGUUACCUCCACAUUUGGACCACGUUAUCUUGAAUAAUCAACAACAAAACUCCAGCGAGGCCGGAAGUUUCAAUAAGGAAAUCAACGCCGGGGGCUCUUUACCUAUUCCAAACCAUGUCAUUUUGAACCAUUUGGCCACCACCAGCAUCAAGCACAAUACAUUAGCGGUGGCCACUACCGUGAGAUACAAGAGAAAGUAUUUGACUCAAAUAUUAUAUGCUCCAAUUCAGUAG
Molecule: messenger RNA, 1371 nt
Organism: Saccharomycopsis crataegensis
Lineage: Eukaryota; Fungi; Ascomycota; Saccharomycetes; Ascoideales; Saccharomycopsidaceae
Product: protein kinase subunit beta
Exons: 1
Coding region: 1-1371 (456 amino acids)
Biological process (GO): signal transduction
Cellular component (GO): cytoplasm; nucleus; nucleotide-activated protein kinase complex
Molecular function (GO): protein kinase binding
Source: RefSeq, a predicted model, not a curated record